CGCUCUAGCGUAAAAACGGUCCAAGAUGCAAGCAUUUCUGAAAGGAGGGAGCUCUUCUGGACUGAAGUCGAAGAAGGACAAACCUUUGUCAGAUGCCAAACCAGGAUCCAGCAAAGAGAGAAGGCAGCCCAAUGCACCAUGGGUGGAGAAAUACCGCCCACGAACCGUAGAUGAUGUCGCUUUCCAGGAGGAAGUUGUCGCCGUUCUCAAGAAAUCCCUGCAAGGCGCUGAUCUCCCCAACCUGCUGUUGUAUGGACCACCUGGUACAGGAAAGACUUCUACUAUCCUGGCUGCUGCAAGGGAACUCUUUGGGGCAGACCUGAUGAAACAGAGAGUUCUGGAGCUUAAUGCCUCUGAUGAGAGAGGCAUCCAGGUGGUUCGUGACAAGGUGAAGACGUUCUCUCAACUGUCGGCAUCAGGGACAAGGCCUGAUGGCCGUCCGUGUCCGCCAUUCAAAAUUGUAAUCCUGGACGAGGCGGACUCCAUGACAAACCCUGCACAGGCUUCCUUAAGGAGAACAAUGGAGAAGGAGACCAAAACAACCCGCUUCUGUCUCAUCUGUAACUACAUCAGCAGAAUUAUUGAGCCGCUGGCAUCCAGAUGUGCGAAGUUCCGGUUCAAGCCGCUUUCGUCCGACAUCCUCCAGAAGAGACUCAGACACAUCGCUGAGGCUGAGAAGGUCAAUGCCGAGGACAAGGCGAUCACAGCCCUGAUUGACACCAGUGAGGGGGACCUGAGGAAAGCCAUCACAUACCUGCAGAGUGCUCACAGACUCAAGGGGGAGGACGCCAUCACAGAGAAGGACAUUCUGGAAAUCACUGGGGUCAUCCCAAAGGACAUGGUCUCACAGCUGAUUCAGACCUGCUACUCGGACUCAUACGAGAAACUAGAGAAAUCUGUCAAGGAUUUGAAAGCAGAAGGCUACUCAGCAGAGCAGGUUAUCUUACAGAUCCAUGAUGAAGUACUGCCCAGAGAAGACCUGACAGACAAGCAGAAGUCGGUCAUUGCUGAAAAAAUUGCCGUUUGCGACCAGCGACUGGCAGACGGAGGGGACGAAUUUCUGCAGCUCAUGGACCUGACCUCUGUGAUGAUGCAGCAGUUCUGUCACCCCGGCAACUGACACACCCAUCGCCAUGGCAACCUGUAACCUUGACAACUGAUGCUUUAGAUACUA
Messenger RNA from Branchiostoma floridae (Florida lancelet), 1174 nucleotides. RefSeq names its product replication factor C subunit 4-like. The record is from RefSeq and is a predicted model, not a curated record. Gene Ontology annotation, molecular function: ATP binding; DNA binding; DNA clamp loader activity. Gene Ontology annotation, cellular component: DNA replication factor C complex; nucleus. NCBI's taxonomy places the organism in Eukaryota, Metazoa, Chordata, Leptocardii, Amphioxiformes, Branchiostomatidae. The transcript is spliced from 14 exons. Gene Ontology annotation, biological process: DNA-templated DNA replication; DNA repair. The coding region runs from base 26 to 1120 and encodes 364 amino acids.